UCCAUCCUCCGGUUCAAAUCUUGUUUGCCCGACGCUGUCGGUAGUUUUUAGUUUUAGUUUUCUUUAUCGUCCUGUCGUGAUGCCUGCUGAAAAUCUACGAUGGGAAACUUUAGAGGCCUUAAAAAAUUCACCGAAGGGAAAAAUCUUAUACGACCCGUUCUGGUCGGAAAGAGGCGAGCACAUUCUGGCAGGUUGCAAAGAGGCCGUCAUCCUGUCCUCGCACUCUGGGGUCAUACUGGAGCGUCUCGGCUCCUUGCCCCUGCAGAACUCCUCCUUUCUGAACUCCAGCUCCAGAGACUCCAGCCCGGGCCUCUCUGAGGAGAUCUCAGCCUCGGUCUCCUCCACAGGAUCCAUCCCCGACCUCAGCACAAGGCACGCCACACUUUCUGCAGCCCCGUCUUUAAAGGCCGAGCGUGAGCAGGCUGUUAGUGAUGAGGCGAAGGAUGAAGAUCCAGAGGCAGAUGUCAGCGAAGUUUCCAGUCCUACAUCACUACCUGCCAUUUCCCUGCUGUCGCCCAAAGCCAUGGAGACGGCAGGCCGCAUUCUCAAGUUUGAGGAGCAACAACGAGAAAAAGCCAAGGUGGCGCUCAAACUGCGGCAGGAGAUGCAGGAGAAGCUGGUGGCAGCAGUGGCGAGCUCCGAGUCGGAGCAGCUGAAACGUUUUGAGGAGUUCAUGGAGCUGAAGCAGAGGCAGGAGUUCCAGACCAUGAGGGACAUGAUGGACAGAGAAACUAAAGAAAGCAUCGGGCGUCAGGAGAAGCUGAAGGAAGAGCAGCGACACAGAAUGAAGAUCCUCAACCUGCGACUGAGGGAGGCGGAGCAGCAGCGCAUGCGGGAGGCGGAGCUCGAGCGUCAGCGGCAGGCGGAGGGCAGGGAGCGACUGCGUAACCUCAACACCAUCCAGGAGGAGAUCCUGCAGCUCAACCAGCUGCUGGAGCCGUCUACCAAAACUGAUCUCCCACCGGCCAGCCUUAACUCCUACUGCACCCGCGGGAACCAGCUGUGCUCGCAGCUGUCAGAGGUGGUGCGGAAGACGGCAGAGGGAGAGUUCCCCAGCGUGGAUGACAUGACCGUGGCUGAGCGAGCCCUCCACGAGAUGAGGGCACUGAUCCGGCAGAUGCAGGAGGAAGUUGCAAAGGCUCAAGAGAAGAAGAAGAAGGAGCAUGAGGAGGAGGAGCAGCGCAGGAAGCAGGCGGAGCUGCAGGCGCAGCAGGAAGCGCAGAAGAAGGCGGCAGAGUCGGCCAAAGAGAAGGCAAAGAGGAAAGGGCUGCAGAACAGCGCUGAAGACAGCACUCUGAAAUGGUACAAGGAGCUGCAGGAGUUGGCUGCACAGUCCGCUCAGUCCUUCAACCAGCUCAACACCUCAAAAGACGUCCAGACAAAGAAGCUGAAGCUGGAGCUCCAGAAAGCAGCCACCAUCCCUGUCAGUCAAAUCGCCAGCGACUCCGGAUCGCAGCUCCGGGAAAUCUUUGACAAGAUCGACAAGCUGCUGUCGGGACGAGCGGUGGUGUCGGGGGGGAGGUCUGUCUCCACCUCCCAGCAUCCUCAGGGCCUGGAAUUUGUCAGCUACAAACUGGCUGAGAAGUUUGUGAAACAAGGAGAGGAGGAGGUGGCGUCUCACCAUGAAGCUGCUUUCCCCAUCGCCGUGGUGGCCUCUGGCGUCUGGGAGCUGCACCCUCGAGUGGGCGACCUCAUCCUCGCCCACCUGCACAAGAAAUGUCCGUACGCAGUCCCACAUUACCCUCCGAUGAAGGAUGGCACACCUGUGGAGGAAUACCAGAGGAUUCUUGGUUACCGUGUGGACGACACCGGGGUCGAAGGUCAGGAUAGUUUCCUAAAGAGGAUGUCUGGGAUGAUCCGUCUCUACGCAGCCGUGAUCCAGCUGAGGUGGCCCUACGGCUCCAAGCACGGGUCUGCUCCUCACGGACUGAACCAAGGCUGGCGUUGGCUGGCUCAGAUGCUGAAUAUGGAGCCUCUGGCUGACAUCACAGCGACGCUGCUGUUCGACUUUCUCGAGGUCUGUGGUAAUGCUUUGAUGAAGCAGUAUCAGGGCCAGUUCUGGAAACUCAUCCUGCUGCUGAAAGAGGAAUACUUCCCCAGAAUUGAAGCGGUGACCAGCAGUGGACAGAUGGGCUCAGUCAUCAGACUCAAACAGUUUCUAGAGACGUCGCUGCAGAGCCGGCAGAUCCGUCCACCCAAAGGCCAGCUGAGCUCCAUGUUCUGGAACUCGUGAUAGACGAGGAGGAAGAGGAGCCGCCAUGUUGGAUGUUGCUGCAUGACGCCGUUCAGGACUGAAUGAGGCAGAAAGUGAGGGACAUGUGGUCUGACGCUGGGGACUAGGAGGCAACUUCAGCCAGUAAACAAGGAGGAAAAGUAGAAGCUGCUGGAGCUCAUUAAAUUUGUGUCAUUUACUGGACGUCUCAGAGAAAAUAUCAGGAGGUGUUUGAUAAGUAAAGACACAGUGGAGGCCACGCUCAACUACACGGUAUAUUCCAAAUUGAUUCACCAGCUUUGGAUGAAGUUUCAAACGGCUAACGGCGAGACAGGAAGCACUUCUACUCCGACAUCUGCUCCAAUGAUGGUUUUCUGCUUCUUACAGCUUUAAAAUGUACUUCAUGAUUUAUGUGUUGCAACAAAACAAAGCCAGAUCUGCUCGUUCUUUAAAAACGACAUGUAGUAAUUAUGUUGCUCUAAACGCUCUGAAUCCUCCAGAAGAAAAGUGUUAAACAUCCUGAUGUUGAAGCUGUUUCUGUUGGUUUGUUGGAGGAAACAAGUUUUGUUUUCUCACUAAAUCUGGUCACUACUGUUUGUGUUUUUAUUUCAACACUCGCUGUUCAAAUCCGAAUUGUGUUGAAUGAUUUGAACGUUUUUGCUAUUUAUUUUUAAUGAAUCCACUGUGUGGAUUGAAGCUUCGUGAGCUGAUGAGCUGUCUUUAAUAGUUGUGAAUGAAGUCAUCCCAAAAUUAGGACGUAUAUCAAUUUAAAACUGCUGACGUGUGUUAGUCAGUGUUUUCAGAAUACAGCAGAGUUGAUGGUCAUGCUGAAAGAGGAAUCUAAAGAUGACUCAGUGCUUUCAAGUGAAACAAAAAUGAAAGUCAUGGUAGAGGAGCAGAGAAGAAGUCUGAAUGUAGACUCUUGUGAUGCAGAUGUUUUAUCAAAAUGAUUGUAAUUUUCACAUGUUGUGCAGAAAUGUCUCCAUCUGUAAACCAAAUGUGUGGAAUUAAACCUCAUCAGCAGUUUA
Molecule: messenger RNA, 3240 nt
Organism: Epinephelus lanceolatus (giant grouper)
Lineage: Eukaryota; Metazoa; Chordata; Actinopteri; Perciformes; Serranidae
Gene: gle1
Product: GLE1 RNA export mediator
Biological process (GO): poly(A)+ mRNA export from nucleus
Cellular component (GO): cytoplasm; nuclear pore cytoplasmic filaments; nuclear pore
Molecular function (GO): inositol hexakisphosphate binding; translation initiation factor binding; phospholipid binding
Source: RefSeq, a predicted model, not a curated record